AUGAAUAAGAUUACUGUAACUUAAAAGGGUGUUCAAUUGCAAUAAGAGCUUAAGGAGAAUUUAGGCAAUGUAAUUACUCCUAGAAUUGUAUUAGAAAAAUAAGAAUCUCCUAAAGGAUAUAGAUUAUUAUUGAAUUUAUCUCAAGAUAAUUUAAAAGAUUCGAUUAAACUGUAAAAUACAAACAGAAGUAAUAUGUCUACAUUUAGAACUACAAAAACAACUAGGGCUUCAAGUCUCUAGACUACACGAUCUUGUUUUACAGAAGAAGCGAAUGCACAUUCUCCACGAGUAAGGGAGAUGAGAAACCAGAGUUUAUUAUCUAGGAUUAAAGCAAAAGAAAGAAAGAUUGAAUACAGUGUUAAAUAAAAUUUAUGCAAUUAUACCAACCCAAAUGAGAUGAAUUCCAUUUUAAACAGAAUUAAUAUGAGUACUUUGUCCACAAAAAAUAUAUUAACUAGCAGCUAAAUGGUAAUAGAGCAGUAAAAAUAAAAUCUUAUUGAAAACAUGUAAAGAUAGUAGGAAAGAAUUUAUAAAAAGUAUGUCCUAAAUACAAAUAAAUAAGAACUUCUAUAGAGCAAGCAACAAGAAAAAUAUUAACAAUAAAUGAUUCAAAAAUAAUAAGUUAUAGUUGAAGAUAAAGCUAGAGAUAAAUUUUGGUAAAACUGGCAGAGUAUGCAAAGUGUUUUAAAAUAAAGAACAGCUUAAUUUAAUAUAGAUAAAGAAAGAGGAAUGGAAAGGUUAGAAUAAUUUUGCAAACACAGAUAUUUAAAAUCCUUCCUCAAUCUUCCAAAGUGUGCUAAAAACUAUGAUAAAAAUUAUGAAGAAUACAAAUAAUUAUGA
Tetrahymena thermophila SB210 is the source of this 840-nucleotide messenger RNA. RefSeq lists its product as hypothetical. The transcript has a single exon. Lineage: Eukaryota; Ciliophora; Oligohymenophorea; Hymenostomatida; Tetrahymenidae. The record is from RefSeq and is a predicted model, not a curated record.